CACCAUCAUCGCCGUCAUCGCCAGCAGCAGCAACAGCAGCAGCAACAACAGCAGCAACAGCAGCAAGAAAAGAUGAGCAACUUGGUCUCUUUUUUUCGACCUCUCUUCCGGCUGUGACUCUUGGCACCCCGCUGCCAUUUCUUUCUUUUGUGUUCUAAUCCUUCGUCCUUUUUUCUUUAUUCCUCCAUGCAUAAAAUCACAGACACAAACACAAACUUGCUGCACCCUUACACACUCUCAUUGUCACCAUCGUCCUCCUUCUCCUUCCGUGCAACGCAACAAACAAACCGUGCCUCGUGGGCAGCGCGCCUUGGGAAAUCCCUGUGUCCCUCUACCCCUGCCCCCCGCUUCCCUCUUUUUCCACCCACUCCUCUCCUUUCGUCCUGUACAUGCACACUCUCGCUACUUCAUGUCCCUCCGCUCGCACUUUUGACACUCUUCAUACUGCAAAACCACUCUUUGCUCACUGUACAUUAUCAUCAUGCAUUCUUCUCAUAUAAAGCCAUCCAGCAGUGGCAGCAGCUCCAGCCAUCCCAACAGUAGCAGCAGCAGGACCAGCAAUAGCAACAGCAACGACGCCGAGGCCGACCCACGGUCGGUGCCGGCUCGUCUCUCAGCAGGCAUGAUGCCCUACUUUAUACCCCCUCAACCUCAAGCAGCCCAGCGCCAUUCAAGCGACGAUUCACACUCGCCCUUCGACCCAACGCUGAUGACGCCGCCAAUGUCACCAACAGAGAGUAGUUUCGGCUUCGAGUCAAGUUCAACGAUCGAGGGUCGAUUCUCAGCCUUGCCCCCAUCGUCAAAUCCCCAAGCAUUCACUCCGUUCGAUCAAAAGUCUCCCUGGACACCAGUGACCAACUCCUCCGUACACGGAUCACUUUCUUCCUCUACUUCGACGACACCACUGUCAGUCUCUGGGUCUACCACGGGUGUCUCUCCUCGACCUCUAUCUUUCAAUUGGGAGCAAUAUGACGGCUUUGAGGACGAUGAAGACCAGGACGAUCAGGACUCUAAUAAUGAGGCUGAAGGCGAUACGCAGAACCAAAGGAGCAUGACAUCCAAAGCCCCGUAUCAUCGCCAAUUCGAGGGCCAUCAUUCGACGGUGCGACGCCGCCCGUACUUAGGAAGGGAACCCUCCGAGGAAAGAUACGAUUCCCUUCGCCAUGGAAUUGGACUGGGCGUAUCGGACAUGAGCGAGGAGCUGGCCAAAGCUCGAUCAAAAAUGAGUCGGGCCAGUCGGGCCAUGAAGAGCAUGGAGCAGGAGCUCGAAGCUAUGCAAAUGAGCAUCGGUAUGGGUCCCAGCUGCUCGAUAUUAUUUUUAUUUCAGCACGAGGUUCUGCUCUGCUUACUUAUUGUAUCGCUUAUGCCUUAUCUUUCUAGACCAAAGCAAGGUAUCGAGUGCUUCAACUAGGUCAGCGAUCGAGGAGAACUUUUGGCGGCUCGAAUGCUUGGCUCUAACUAUCGAGAAAGACAGACAGGACACGAACAAGCGGCUCCAAGCACUCGGGAGAGAAAGUAACGAGGUAUGAUGCUAUUCCAGAUCUGGCAAUCUUAUGAAUUGGUUUGCGCAGCCACGGGUGCCCUUGAUCCGUGUCUUCCGCAUAAACUAACCGCGGCACUCCUCCGACUACAUAGGCGCUCGAAACAGUGACAAAC
Molecule: messenger RNA, 1656 nt
Organism: Gamsiella multidivaricata
Lineage: Eukaryota; Fungi; Mortierellomycota; Mortierellomycetes; Mortierellales; Mortierellaceae
Exons: 2
Coding region: 482-1411 (309 amino acids)
Source: RefSeq, a predicted model, not a curated record